AUGGCAAAUCACGUAGCGCAUUUCAUAGAGAAAUGUAUGGUUCGUAAACGCGUAACGCGCAAUACUUUGAAAUUUGUCGACGUGCUGUGGAUUUCUAAAAGACGAUAUACUUCCGCAUUAUUUAUUACAAACGUUAAGGGCAAAGAAUAUUAUUCAUUUUUACAGCCGUAUAUAGAUUUUGAUAAAAGAUUAACAGAUAUAGAAAAGUUACAGCAAAAUUUAACAGCGAGAAAAUUAAAUUUGAACGCCAAGGAAGUUAAAAGUAUGUGGGACUUUUACAAUUCAGUGAAUACGACGAAAUCUAAAUUAGAACAGAGAAGCCAAGAGAUAUCGAAGAAACUAGUUCCUUUGUUUGGAAAACAAGAAAGUUUAACCGCGGAGGAACAAGCGGAACUUACAAAAUUAAAAUUGCAAAUCUCAGCAGUAAAGCACGACUUGAGAAUGAUCAAGGAUGCUUUGGAGAACGUAAAGGAAAGUAUUUUGCAUAAAAUGUUUGAAUUACCAAACGAAUUAGAUGGAAAGACACCGGUCCAGGGUCCUAUCGUAUUAAAACGCGUUAAUUCUUUAAACGAACGUCCACACCCGGAUAAGAGGAAUCACAUCGAAAUUGGAAGACAUCUUGGUUUGUUGGAGUAUAGAAAUCCAAUGCAAUACUAUUUAUGUAACGACGCAGCCCUUUUUGAACUUGGUAUAUUGAGUUACGCUGGACAAAUACUUGGCGCGAAUAAUAUGAUCAGAGUAGCGGGCGCAGAUUUUAGUCGUAGCUUGAUAAUAGACGGCUCUGGUUUGAAUCACGAAGAUCCUGCGGAUGCUUUUAUAAUAGACAAUUAUAACGAAGUGGAUAAAGAUUCGCCGAAUCGUAUGCACCUUGUUGGAGGUGCAAGUUUAUUUUCAUUUUUGGCAAUGCAUGCAAAGCAGUUGAUAGAUCCGCGUCAUUUUCCAAUAGCAUAUUUUUCCACCGGCAGGCAAUACACCCCUUUUCGAACAGGUUCUACCCCAAUCGGUUUGUUCACUGUCUGUCAAGCUUCAGCCGCGCUUGCAUUCAUAUUGGUCAAGGAUGGGAAAAGCAAAGAGUAUCAUGCGCAAUUUGAAAGAUUGUUAAACACUGUAUGCAAGUUGUACGAUAACGUGUGCGAUCAUUAUCAAAUUGUGCUGAGGUCAUCUUCGGAAUUGCGCCCUUGGGAAUCAAUGCGCGUAUCAUUCGAACUCUGGUCUCCCUUCUCGAGACAAUACAUCGAAGUUGGUCAUAUAUCCGUGUACGGUGAAUAUCUUAGUAAAAGAUUGCAGAUUAUGUAUCGAUCGGUGAACGAGGUAUUCUUCCCUUCCGUGAUAUCUGGCACCGUGUUGUCGGUACCACGGCUUCUAGGAUGUUUAUUGGAACAAAAUCCGGAUAAAUUUGUUAUUCCGCAGAAAAUCUUAGAACACAUGCCCGCAGAUAAUACUUGCCUCUAAAUUUAGGAAACGUAUUUCUAAAUACUUGUAAGUGUCUUACACCAUGACUUCUGCAUACUUUUUGAUGCUUGUCGUUUCUAAGCAUAUUUUGUUUAUAUUUAUAUUGUUAUAUUGUAUCGUAUAUAUUA
This is a messenger RNA of Bombus pascuorum, 1580 nucleotides long. RefSeq names its product serine--tRNA synthetase-like protein Slimp (gene Slimp). Bases 1 to 1452 code for a protein of 483 amino acids. Gene Ontology annotation, molecular function: ATP binding; tRNA binding; serine-tRNA ligase activity. The record is from RefSeq and is a predicted model, not a curated record. The transcript has a single exon. Gene Ontology annotation, cellular component: mitochondrion. Gene Ontology annotation, biological process: seryl-tRNA aminoacylation. NCBI's taxonomy places the organism in Eukaryota, Metazoa, Arthropoda, Insecta, Hymenoptera, Apidae.